GACGUUUAUUUCAGUUUUAACCAACGCAUCUACUUUGUCUGUUACCAGUUGGCGGCCAGUCGUCUUCACGGAAGGACGUGGGGAAUGCCGCGGUGAAGUCGCGUGUGUUAGUUUUUUAAAAAAUUUCAUUACGAAUUAAAGUACAGUAUUCCCGGUGCCAUCCAUGCGAAAGUUCUAAUUUCGACAUAAAGCAGUUAAAAUAAAUAAACACCGUGUAUGUGCUACCAGAAAAAUAAACCAAGUGUGCAGUGUUACAAACACCGGUCAUGGAUAUCACCAAAGAGUAUUACAACCCGAAUCCCCGGGAGAAAGCGAAUUUUCUCUCGGUGAUGUUUUUCACUUACACGAUUGACAUGUUCAAAAAAGGCUACAGUAAGACCCUUGACGUUGAUGACCUUUACAGCCCCAUCGAAAGUGACAGAAGUACCCUAUUGGGCGACAGACUCGAGAGCAAAUGGAACAAGCACAUGGACAGCAUAAAAAAAUCAAAGAAGAAGCGCAAACCCAGCUUGCUCAAAGUGCUCGUGGCCACCUUCUGGCCCGAGUAUCUCCUCCUAGGUGUUAUUUUAGUCAUAAUGGAUUUAUGCGUGAGAUUAAGCCAGCCUAUCAUGUUGGGACGACUCCUGGACCAUUUCAAACCCAACAGCGAUGUUGAUAAGACCGCUGCUCUGUGGUACGCUGGAGCUAUUGUGGGAUUAAAUGCCAUGAGUGCGCUGCUCAUUAAUCAGUACAUCAUGAGGGCAUUCCAUUACGGGAUGAAGGUUCGAGCCGCUUGCUGCGCUCUUAUUUACAGAAAGGCCCUUCGCCUGAGCAAGACGGCGUUAGCUGACACCGCUGCCGGCAAAGUAGUAAAUCUCCUCUCGAACGAUGUAAGCCGUUUCGACGUCGUUUCCGUCCUGAUCCACCACAUGUGGGUGGCACCAACGUCGGCUAUAAUCGUAGCUUACCUUCUUUACGACGCAGCUGGAUAUGCUGGCCUUAUUGGAAUAGCUCCAGUCUUCCUCGUAGUGCCUUUGCAAAGUUACACUGGCAAACUCUCCGCAAUUUACCGAAAGAAAACGGCGCAAAAAACCGACGAAAGGGUGCGCCUUAUGGACGAAAUCAUCUCCGGAGUCCAAGUGAUCAAAAUGUACGCCUGGGAGAUACCUUUCGCCAAACUGAUCCGUUUUGCCCGAAAGGCCGAGCUUAGAAUCGUGAUGAAAUCGUCCUACGUGCGGGGACUUUACAUGACGUUUAACCUUUUCACAACCCGAGCUGCGCUUUUUUGUACCUUACUUUGCCUGGCUUUGACCAAACAGGACAUAACCGCAAGUCGUGUUUUCGUCUUCAUGUCGUACUACAAUAUUUUGGCCCAAACUAUGUCCAGUAUGUUCGUACGUGGCAUCUCCGAGAUGGCCGAAGUCCUGGUCGCCAUCACGCGUCUCCAGAGCUUCAUGACGAACGAAGAGUUCGUCAAAGUUAAAGUCGGGGACAAUAAUGAUAAUAAAAUCAACUCUGACAAGACCCGCCUCGCUUUGCGCAACGUUUGUGCCAAAUGGGACGUUUCCUCCUCUGAUAACACCCUGUCCAACGUCAAUUUCAGCAUAAAUCAGAGGAAAUUACUGGCGGUGAUUGGGCCUGUUGGCAGCGGCAAAAGCUCGCUGCUGCAGGCGAUUCUGGGCGAGUUGGAGGUCACCUCAGGCGAUCUGCACAUCAACGGAUCGAUUUCCUACGCGUCGCAAGACCCUUGGGUGUUUGCCGCCACCGUCCGGCAAAACAUCACCUUCGGGCUCGAUUUUAACAAGAAGAGGUACAACGAAGUCGUGCAUGCUUGUGCCUUGGAGAAGGACUUUAAGCAGUUUCCCGACGGCGAUUUGACCAUUGUUGGGGAUCGCGGCGCCUCGUUGAGUGGCGGACAGAAGGCGAGGAUUAAUUUGGCACGUGCUGUUUACCGAGAUGCUGACAUUUACUUACUCGACGAUCCUUUAUCGGCUGUUGAUAUCCAUGUGUCUAAGCAUCUUUACGAUGAAUGCAUCAAUGGCUAUCUGGCGAACAAGACGCGGAUCCUCGUCACACAUCAAGUUCACCACUUGAAAAAUGCCGACGAGAUCAUCAUCCUAAAUAAUGGCGCCAUCGAGAACAAAGGCACCUUUGAAAACCUAGCCAACAGUGACACCAUAUACGCGAGACUGCUGACAACAGAACCCGAACACACGGCUGAAGAAAAACAGAAAAUGUUCGAAGCGGCGAAAUUAACCCGCCAAAUCUCGACUCGAAGCAAAACCUCCUCGUUGGCAAGCGCCGUUAGCGACUUAAGCAUCCCCGAAAGCAUCCUCCAGGAGGAGGCGCAAGAACCCGAAAUCAAAGUCAAGAGUUUGCAGGAGGAAUCCUCCAAAGGCAAAGUGCACGGUUCCCUCUUCUGGCAGUAUUUACUAGCCGGAGGCAACUUCCUCUUCGUCUCAGUUGUCCUGAUUCUGUACGUCCUGGCCCAAGCUGCUGCCAGUGGUGUCGAUUUCUUCGUCAGUUUUUGGGUCAAUAUCGAAGAAGCGAGGAAUAGUACGAGUAACAUAACUGCGAUUGGCGAAGCCCCGGAUUGGUCAACCGAGACUUGCCUCUACAUCUACGGUGGAUUUAUCGCAGCUGUGUUUAUUAUUGCCUUCACCAGGUCUAUGCUGUUCUACAAGCUGGCAAUGCUAAGUUCCCAGAAACUGCACGACACUUUGUUCAAUUGUGUGAUAAAUGCAUCGAUGAAAUUCUUUGAUACUAACCCCAGUGGUCGCAUUUUGAACCGCUUUUCCAAAGAUAUAGGGGCCAUAGAUGAACUGCUGCCAAAGGCAAUACUAGAUGCCGGCCAAAUUAUCCUAAACAUGGCCGGUGCCUUAAUUUUGGUAGCUAUAGUAAACCCGUAUUUUUUGAUAAUAGUUGGCAUCACAGGAAUCUUCUUCAUGUUACUAAGAGUCGUGUUUCUGCGAUCGUCGAAAAAUAUCAAACGACUCGAAGGAAUGAUGCGAAGUCCCGUCUUCACGCACUUGAACGCAACCCUAAACGGUUUGACCACAAUUCGGGCAUUCCAAGCCGAAACCAUCCUUCGAAACGAAUUCGACAAACACCAAGACUACCACACUAGUGCUUGGUUCAUGUAUAUUGCGGCAAGUUCGGCUUUCGGCUUCUAUUUGGACUUCCUCUGUUUCAUUUUUGUGGCAUUGGUCACUUUCAGCUUCCUCACAUUUGGCGAUAGUAUUGGACUAAAAGGGGGUGAAGUAGGACUAGCCAUAACCCAGUCAGCUGCCCUCACAGGUCUAGUCCAAUGGGGCAUGCGCCAAUCAGCCGAAGUCGCCAAUCAGUUAAUGUCAGUGGAACGAGUCCUCGAAUACAAAGAACUGCCCAAAGAAAAACAACCCCAACAGCCCAAAACACCCCCGAAAUCAUGGCCAGCUAACGGGAAAAUCGCCUUCACAGACAUGGGCUUGAAAUAUGACGAGAAGGCGCCCUUGGUGCUCAAAGACCUGAACAUUGUUAUUAACCCCAAGGAAAAAGUCGGGAUUGUUGGGCGCACAGGUGCCGGGAAAUCGUCCCUGAUUGCGGCCCUUUUUCGCCUAGCCAACGUCAUUGGGGAGAUUGACAUUGACGAUAUCGACACCAAACACUUGCAACUGCAAGUUUUGAGGUCCAAGAUUUCGAUUAUCCCCCAGGAUCCCGUCCUGUUUUCGGGGACUUUGCGCUACAACCUGGACCCCUUUGAGGAUUAUCCCGACGAAGUCCUGUACAAAGCUUUGAACGAAGUGGAGCUCAAAGACCCGGCAAACAUUAUUAACCGGUUGGAGAACCGUGUCAUGGAUCGAGGAUCGAACUACAGUGUGGGCCAGCGACAGUUGAUUUGUCUUGCCAGGGCCAUAAUUAGGAAUAAUAAGAUUUUAAUGCUGGAUGAGGCAACUGCCAAUGUGGACCCACAAACUGACGCACUCAUCCAGAAGACAAUCCGGCAAAAGUUCGCCGAUUGUACAGUUUUGACGGUCGCCCAUCGUCUCAAUACCAUCAUGGACUCCGACAAGGUUCUAGUGAUGGAGAGCGGUACCAUGGUCGAGUUCGACCACCCCCACGUCCUCCUCCAGAACCCGUCAAGCAAAUUUAGCAAAAUGGUCGCAGAGACGGGAAAAUCAACGGCGGAACAACUCCGGAAAAUUGCGAGAAGUAGUUAUUUGAAGAAGCACGCCGUCCCUGAAUGAUCUGUUGCAUUUUUACUUAAUCGCUAGUAUUUUAUGUGUUCCUGUACUGUAUUACUUAAGGCCCAGUUGAUAUUUUAAGUUACUUAAAUUAGGGUAAUAAGGCUGUGUUCCUUGCCUUGUGUAAACCAAAGCGGCUUCAAAUCGGUGCCAAACGUGGUGCUCUUAUCAAAAUGUAAAUAAAUAUUUUAAAUAUAUUUUUUACUACACAAAA
This is a messenger RNA of Tribolium castaneum (red flour beetle), 4416 nucleotides long. Its product is annotated as ATP-binding cassette sub-family C member 4. The transcript has 11 exons. Bases 267 to 4205 code for a protein of 1312 amino acids. Lineage: Eukaryota; Metazoa; Arthropoda; Insecta; Coleoptera; Tenebrionidae. The record is from RefSeq and is a predicted model, not a curated record. Gene Ontology annotation, molecular function: ATP hydrolysis activity; ABC-type transporter activity; ATP binding. Gene Ontology annotation, biological process: transmembrane transport. Gene Ontology annotation, cellular component: membrane.